UCUCAUUAGCUGAUGUGAUAAUAAUUGAGAAGUCGAUUUGUUUUGGGUAAAGCGUGCCAAAAUUGAACAAAUAAACUAUAAGGAACUAGAAUUAUUGGAGUCGAAGAAGAUCCUGUUCGAUAUUGAUAUUUUUUUAGGUGUUUUGUUGUACUAUUAUAAUUUUUUUUUAAUUUUAUUUUCACUAGCUGUUUAGGCUUUUAAUUGAUAAUAUUGAGAUGAGAAGCAAAGAAUGAGAAGAGAGCAAAGGAGAGUAAAGAGAGAGGGCCACCGAAAGGAAAAGGAAAGCAAAAGAAAAGAAAGAGAGAAGGCUUCCACUGUAGCCAUCAAUAACAGAGGAAGUGGGAGUGGCAGAUAAGCGAGCGAGAUAGAGAAAGCUUCACUGCUUCUACUUCUAUUACCUGCCUCUCUCUGAUUUACUCUCUCUGCCUUCUGAAACAAAAAAAAAAAAAACUAAAAUGCCUUUUGCUCCUUCUUGAUUGAGAUCGAGAAGACUGUACAGAUCUGUGUCUUUAGCCACUCGAGAUUUCUGUCAAGGAUUGAAAAAUGGAAGCGAGUGCUGGCUUAGUCGCUGGCUCUCACAACCGAAAUGAAUUGGUAGUUAUCCGCCGCGACCGCGACGGUGAAUCUGGUCCGAGGCCGUUGCAGCAGUUAAGUGGACAAAUAUGCCACAUAUGUGGAGACGAUGUGGGAUUAACUCGAGACGGAGAGCUAUUCGUGGCUUGCAACGAGUGUGCAUUUCCAAUCUGCAGAACUUGCUAUGAGUAUGAGCGUAGAGAAGGGAACCAAGUGUGUCCACAAUGCAAAACCAGAUUCAAGCGUCUCAAAGGGUGUGCUAGGGUGGCUGGUGAUGAAGACGAAGACGACAUCGAUGAUUUGGAGAAUGAAUUCAAUUUGGAUGCGAAAACUAGACAAGAUAUGCAGCAUGGUCUCCCUGCCGACGCUAUGCUCUACUAUGGUCGCGCUAAUUCUGAAUCCGAUUUUCCUCAUGUUCUUCAUUCUUCCAUGACCCCACAACCACAAGUCCCUCUGCUUACAAAUGGUCAAAUGGUUGAUGAUAUUCCUCCUGAACAACACGCUUUGGUCCCUUCAUUCAUGGGAGGUGCUGGUGGUGGAGGCAAAAGGAUCCACCCACUUCCUUUCACAGAUCCUGCACUUCCAGUACAACCCAGAUCCAUGGAUCCUUCCAAGGAUUUGGCUGCUUAUGGCUAUGGUAGUGUUGCGUGGAAAGAGAGAAUGGAGAGCUGGAAGCAAAAACAAGACAAGCUACAAAUGAUGAAGAAUGACAAUUCAGGCAAAGAUUGGGACUAUGACGGAGAUGGCCCAGAUCUACCACUCAUGGAUGAGGCAAGACAGCCAUUGUCUAGGAAGUUGCCUAUUCCAUCAAGCCAGAUAAAUCCUUACCGAAUGAUCAUCAUAAUUCGACUUGUGGUUGUCGGAUUCUUCUUCCAUUAUCGAGUCAUGCAUCCUGUAAAUGACGCAUAUGCAUUGUGGCUUAUUUCUGUAAUUUGUGAGAUCUGGUUUGCUCUUUCAUGGAUCCUUGAUCAGUUCCCCAAGUGGCUCCCAAUUGACAGGGAAACUUAUCUUGAUAGGUUGUCCCUUAGGUAUGAGAAGGAGGGCCAACCUUCUCAACUUUCUCAUGUUGACAUAUUUGUGAGUACUGUUGAUCCAUUAAAAGAACCUCCUCUGGUGACUGCAAACACAGUUCUUUCCAUCCUUGCUGUGGACUACCCUGUCGACAAGAUCUCAUGUUAUGUUUCUGAUGAUGGUGCUGCUAUGCUGACAUUUGAGGCACUGUCGGAAACAUCUGAGUUUGCAAAGAAGUGGGUUCCUUUCUGUAAGAAGUUCAACGUUGAGCCACGGGCUCCUGAAUUUUAUUUUGCUCAAAAGAUAGAUUAUCUCAAAGAUAAGGUGAUGGCGUCAUUUGUGAAGGAGCGCAGAGCAAUGAAGAGAGAGUACGAAGAGUUUAAAGUUCGAAUCAACGCUUUGGUUGCCAAGGCUACAAAGGUUCCAGAAGAAGGGUGGACGAUGCAGGAUGGGACUCUCUGGCCUGGGAAUAAUGUCCGGGAUCAUCCUGGGAUGAUUCAGGUUUUUCUAGGCCAAAGUGGUGGGCAUGACACAGACGGAAAUGAAUUACCACGCCUGGUAUAUGUUUCUAGGGAAAAGAGACCUGGGUUUAAUCACCACAAAAAGGCUGGAGCAAUGAAUGCUUUGGUUAGAGUCUCUGCUGUGCUGACAAAUGCACCUUAUCUGUUGAACUUGGAUUGUGAUCACUACAUCAAUAAUAGUAAGGCUCUUAGAGAGUCAAUGUGUUUCAUGAUGGAUCCACUGAUAGGAAAGAGGGUGUGCUAUGUCCAAUUCCCACAGAGAUUUGAUGGUAUUGACAAGCAUGAUCGAUAUGCCAACCGGAACACUGUAUUCUUUGAUAUUAACAUGAAAGGUUUGGAUGGCAUUCAAGGACCUAUAUAUGUUGGGACUGGAUGUGUCUUCAGAAGGCAAUCAUUUUAUGGUUAUGAUGCUCCUAAAGCUAAGAAGCCACCAACCAGGACAUGCAACUGUUUACCAAAGUGGUGCUGUUGUGGAUGCUGUUGUUCUGGAAAGAGGAAGAAGAAGACUAACAAACCUAAAUCAGAGAUGAAGAAAAGAAAUUCUAGCAAGGCAGAACCUGUGUGUGCUUUGGAGGGUAUUGAGGAGGGGAUUGAAGGAGUUGAAGUUGAAAAGUUUGGUAUGCCUAAUAUAAAGUUGGAAAAGAAGUUUGGACAAUCUCCAGUUUUUAUUGCAUCUACUCUGCUAGAAGAUGGCGGGGCACUGAAAAGUGCUAGCCCAGCAUCAUUGCUUAAAGAAGCCAUCCACGUCAUUAGCUGUGGUUAUGAAGAUAAAACCGAAUGGGGAAAAGAGGUUGGCUGGAUCUACGGUUCAGUUACAGAGGAUAUAUUGACAGGUUUUAAAAUGCACUGUCAUGGAUGGCGAUCAAUAUAUUGUAUCCCAGCAAGGCCUGCAUUUAAAGGAUCUGCUCCCAUUAAUCUCUCUGAUCGUCUGCAUCAAGUCCUUAGGUGGGCCCUUGGUUCCGUUGAAAUAUUUUUGAGCAGGCACUGUCCUCUCUGGUAUGGAUAUGGAGGAGGCCUGAAGUGGUUAGAGCGCCUGUCUUACAUAAAUGCUACUGUAUAUCCAUUGACUUCAAUUCCUCUGCUGGCAUAUUGUACUCUACCUGCUGUGUGCUUGCUCACAGGAAAAUUUAUCACUCCAGAGCUCAGCAAUGCCGCUAGCUUGUGGUUUCUGUCCCUUUUCAUUUGUAUCUUUGCAACAAGUAUAUUGGAAAUGCGAUGGAGUGGAGUUGGUAUUGAUGAGUGGUGGAGAAACGAGCAGUUUUGGGUGAUUGGAGGUGUUUCAGCGCAUCUAUUUGCUGUUGUCCAGGGGCUCUUGAAGGUUUUAGGUGGUGUUGAUACGAACUUCACUGUGACAUCAAAAGCAGGGGACGACGAGGAGUUCUCAGAGCUGUAUGCAUUUAAGUGGACCACAUUGCUCAUUCCACCAACAACACUGCUAAUAAUAAACAUAAUUGGUGUGGUUGCUGGAGUUUCGAAUGCAAUUAAUAAUGGGUAUGAUUCAUGGGGGCCUCUGUUUGGAAAGCUCUUCUUUGCCUUCUGGGUGAUUGUUCAUCUCUAUCCUUUCCUAAAGGGUCUGCUUGGUAGACAGAACAGGACUCCCACAAUUAUCAUUGUCUGGUCAAUAUUGCUUGCUUCCAUCUUCUCCCUGCUGUGGGUGCGCAUCGAUCCAUUCUUAGCCAAGUCUAAAGGACCAGUUCUGGAAGAAUGUGGAUUGGACUGUAAUUAGCUGCACAUUUGCUCCAUGAUAGAUAUUAGAUAUUUAUCUUUUGAUGGAUGAUACAACCAAGAAAAUAUGUUUGGUGUGAUGGGGUCUACGAGAUGUAGAUUAAUUGCUUGUAUGGGCGUGGAUACCUCUUUUCAACUCCUCGUUCGGUUCGUUCCUUAUCUUUGGUUGAGAAAACUCCAGGUGGACUGUUGGGAACAACUACAUCAGUACUGUGCUCCUUUCAUUCUUUAUUAGUUUGAUUUAUACGGGGAAGAGGAGGUCUGGUUAUUCACAAAACCACUCUGUAUUAUUAUUGUUGUCACGGGUCUUUUUCUCCUCUGUCUCUCUCUCCCUCUCUCUCUCUCUAUUUGAUUCACAAUAAAUGGGGCUAUGUCCUGCUGCUUGUAAUUGCAAAGGCAAACUUUCUGGUACAGUACUAAAUGCUGGGGCUCUAAUGUUCGCCCUCUCUAUAAUGUAGCUAUCUUAUGGCACGCACAGGAUAUAAGGAAAACUGAAAAGAUGUUUCAUGUUGUGUUCAAUUGAAUACUUUGAUACUGUUUUGUUU
Messenger RNA from Quercus robur (English oak), 4375 nucleotides. Its product is annotated as probable cellulose synthase A catalytic subunit 3 [UDP-forming]. The transcript is spliced from 13 exons. Lineage: Eukaryota; Viridiplantae; Streptophyta; Magnoliopsida; Fagales; Fagaceae. Gene Ontology annotation, molecular function: cellulose synthase (UDP-forming) activity. Gene Ontology annotation, cellular component: plasma membrane; trans-Golgi network. The coding region runs from base 544 to 3831 and encodes 1095 amino acids. The record is from RefSeq and is a predicted model, not a curated record. Gene Ontology annotation, biological process: plant-type primary cell wall biogenesis; cellulose biosynthetic process.